Messenger RNA from Cucurbita pepo subsp. pepo (vegetable marrow), 1761 nucleotides. RefSeq lists its product as uncharacterized. Lineage: Eukaryota; Viridiplantae; Streptophyta; Magnoliopsida; Cucurbitales; Cucurbitaceae. Gene Ontology annotation, molecular function: nucleotidase activity. The record is from RefSeq and is a predicted model, not a curated record.
CUCUCUCUCUCUCUCUCUCUCUCUCUCUUCUUCUUCUUCUUCUCUCUCUACGAAAGUAACGCCGUUUGAACCGGACCACCAAUCUAUCUUCCCUCAGCAAUUUCACCGUUUUCAGUUUCAGCGCUUUAUUCGUCUUCUUCUGCUCAUUUAACUCUGAUUCUAGGGUUCUGAUUUCUGAUUCCUUCCACAGAACAAGCUUCUUCUUCCUUUUUCUUCAUUUCUCAUCAAUCAUCCCUUUUGAAUUUGAAGUCUAUGACUUCCUCUACUUCUGUGAAGAAGAACUUCUUGCCUCCGGGCCUUGUUUCCAAUCUUGAAGAUGCUCUUCGCAGCAAAAAGGGCGCCGGUGAACAAGGCGAAGAAUCCAAGGAUGUUAUUGCAUCCGCUGAGACUCAAUCUCCUACUUCUGAUGCCAAUCUUGAGGUUUCCGGAACUCAGAAGCCGAUUAUUCUUGUUACUAACAGCGAAGGAAUCGACUCUCCCGGCCUCACUUACCUCAUCGAAGGCCUUGUUCGUCAAGGCUCUUACAACGUCCAUGUUUGCGCUCCGCAAUCGGACAAAUCAGUUUCGAGUCAUUCUGUGACUCUUCGAGAAACCGUUGCUGCGACUUCUGCUCAAAUUGACGGUGCCACAGCCUAUGAAGUUUCGGGAACGCCGGCAGAUUGUGUCUCCUUAGCAUUAUCUGGAGCUCUUUUUUCCUGGUCGAAGCCUCUUCUGGUCAUUAGUGGAAUUAACCGGGGAUCGAGCUGUGGUCAUCACAUGUUUUACUCAGGUGUCGUUGCUGGAGCAAGGGAGGCAUUGAUUUGUGGUGUACCAUCUAUAUCAAUAUCUCUGAAUUGGAAGAAGGAUCAAAGCCAAGAAAGUGAUUUCAAGGACGCUGUUUCAGUCUGUUUGCCUUUGAUAAAUGCAGCUAUCAAUGACAUAGAAAAGGAAAAUUUCCCUAAACGUUGCUCUCUCAACAUUGAAAUACCUACUUCGCCGCUGAGUAACAAGGGAUUUAAAUCAACAAAGCAAAGUGUGUGGAGGUCUACUCUAAACUGGAAUGCUGUUUCGGCCAGCAGGUAUCCUGCAGGACAGUAUAUGUCCAAUCAGCAAAGUCUUGGUCUUCAGCUUGCACAACUUGGUCGAGAUGCCUCUGCUGCUGGAGCAGCUCGCCGCUUGACCACACAACGGCAGAAUAUUGUGGAAAUUGAAUCAACUGGAGCAGUGGAAAAAUCUGGUUCUGAUCGGGUGAAGAAGUUCUUCCGAAUGGAGUUUCUGGAUAAGGAGCAGGAGGACAAGAACGAUGAUCUGGAUUUUAGAGCCCUUGAAAAUGGAUUUGUUGCAAUAACCCCCUUUUCCCUCGCCCCCAACAUUGGUUUGGACAUCCAAACAGCUGCCUCUGAUUGGAUCUCCACUGCACUUCAUCAAGCGCAAUAAAUCAAAUUCCUUUCCGGUAGCAAUGAUUUGUGUACAUCUAAAGUUUGGCUCACUACCCUACAUUUUUUUUUCUUCUUUUGUGGGUUUCGCAUUUCUGUCAAUUGUUUUACCAAUUUAGCCAGUUCAUUCUGAUUACGGCUUUCGUUUCUUCAUUGAUAUUCCCCACCCCCUCGGUCUUGAUAUAUCUUAGUAUCUAAGUUCCCUAUUGAUUACUAGAGUGUAGAACAAGAACUUGCUUGCUGCAAUCUGUUUGGCAUGUUUUAUAAAGUGCCAGUUUGUAAACUGCAAGUAGAAAUAUUGUGGUGGUCAGGUUCGCAAUUAUUGGUUGGUUCUGUUUCAUUUUAA